AUGGACUCACACCCCCAAAAUACCAGCGAUGACGAUGAUGACGUUGAACAUGUUUACAUUGUGAGUAGCCCGGAAGCGUCCAGUGAAGAAGAGGGCUGGAACUUGCCAGCACCUGACGCCAACGCUGACGACGCUGUCGCGGUGCUACGAGGGCACUCCAGUGCAGUAUACGCUGUAGCGAUCACAGGUCAGGAUGAGGUGGUGAUUUCUGGAGGAGGCGAUGAUCGAGCGCUGGUCUGGGUGCAGCCCUUUUCAGAGGCACCGCGGCUCCUCGGCGACUUUCAUGACAGCGUCAGCGCUGUGGCGCUUACAGGAUCGCGCUUAGCGCUCGGCACACUGGCGGGCGAACUACAAGUACACUGCACCCAGCAGCUGACCGAGCGCACCGAAGGAGAACAACUCGCACCGCCGCUGGCUCAGGUGGAAACUGAUGUUGGCAUCGAGUGCCUUCGAGGAAACAGCGAAUUCUUCGCUGCCGGAACAGCGGAUGGAGCACUCUGGGUCCUCGAUGCGCUCUCUGGAGACUGCCUUGGGGUUGCUUACAAUCACCAAGGCGCCAUUAAUUCGCUCGCUUUCGUCCAAGAUGAUACGAAUGUGUCUACGACGAGCCUAUUGGUGACGGCCUCGACGGAUGGCACCGUGCGUUUAUGGGGACCUCCGUCGCACGGCACCGUCCCGUGCCUAUACGCAAUGGAUGGGGUAUUUCACGACGCUCCUGUACUUUCGUUGGCAAGUUUUCGGGACGUGGUGCUCAGCGGCGAUGAGGCAGGUCGAUCGUUUCUAGCGAACUGGCGAACUGGACGUGUCUUGUGUCCGUUGAGCCAGCAGCACCAGGGGAGCGUGGAGAGUGUCGUCGCUAGUUCCGAGUUUCUGGUUACGGGCGGAUCAGAUGGAUUUCUUCAUGUGUAUACACCAGAUGCACGAUACAGAAUGAGCUUUCAGCAUCGCGAUGUCGUCGUUGUGGUUCGGGAAACGAAACGAUGGUCCCAGUGCUUUGUUUCUGCGUCCGUCGAUCAGACAGUGUGCCUUUGGGAUUUACGUUCUGGUGCCGAGCCAGUGCGAUGUUGGCGUGGUCACUGCGACGCGAUUCUGACCAUGGAUAUCGGAACGGAGCUGAUCGUUACCGGGAGCGACGAUGCUACGGUACGAUGCUUUCCUCUGCAGUAG
This is a messenger RNA of Cyanidioschyzon merolae strain 10D, 1167 nucleotides long. Its product is annotated as similar to angio-associated migratory cell protein. Gene Ontology annotation, molecular function: protein binding. NCBI's taxonomy places the organism in Eukaryota, Rhodophyta, Bangiophyceae, Cyanidiales, Cyanidiaceae. The coding region runs from base 1 to 1167 and encodes 388 amino acids. The record is from RefSeq and is a predicted model, not a curated record. The transcript has a single exon.